AUGGUAGUCUGUGAAUUCUAUGACGAGAGGUGGAGAUGGAAGUGGGAGACAGGAAGAGAAGAGCAUGCCACGUGCACCGCCACACAGCAUGCCACGUGCACCACCACACAGCAUGCCACGUGCACCACCACACAGCAUGCCACGUGCACCACCACACGGCAUGCCACGUGCACCGCCACACGGCAUGCCACGUGCACCGCCACACAGCAUGCCACGUGCACCGCCACACAGCAUGCCACGUGUACCGCCACACAGCAUGCCACGUGCACCGCCACACAGCAUGCCACGUGCACCGCCACACAGCAUGCCACGUGCACCGCCACACAGCAUGCCACGUGUACCGCCACACAGCAUGCCACGUGCACCGCCACACAGCAUGCCAUGUGCACCGCCACACGGUAUGCCACGUGCACCACCACACAGCAUGCCACGUGCACCACCACACGGCAUGCCACGUGCACCACCACACGGCAUGCCACGUGCACCGCCACACGGCAUGCCACGUGCACCGCCACACAGCAUGCCACGUGCACCGCCACACAGCAUGCCACGUGUACCGCCACACAGCAUGCCACGUGCACCGCCACACGGCAUGCCACGUGCACCGCCACACGGCACGUUUGCUAG
Molecule: messenger RNA, 627 nt
Organism: Knipowitschia caucasica
Lineage: Eukaryota; Metazoa; Chordata; Actinopteri; Gobiiformes; Gobiidae
Source: the annotation of a GenBank genome assembly